ACGUUUCUGGGUUAACUGUUAAAAUAUCUUGUUGUCUAUAAAUAUACUGCUUAAUAAUUGCAGAGAAAUAAUAGUAUUAGAAGAGUGAGUGUGGAUUCAUAUCAAACGGUGUUUAAUGUACAUAUCGGAUCGACCUGGAGCACUAAAAUCGAAACCCUUCCAAACUAAGAGUCAAUAUACCUAACCGUUUGACUGAUUUGCGAAGUCGUCAGAAUGGCCCGUGGACAACAGAAACUUCAGUCGCAAGCAAAAGCAGCUGACAAAGCUGCAAAAGCCAAGAAGCAACAGGGGCACAGUGCAAACGAUCAGAAAAAAGCUGCCCAGAAAGCCCUUGUCCAUGUCUGUGCUGUGUGCAAGGCACAGAUGCCAGACCCCAAGACUUACAAACAACACUUUGAGAACAAACAUCCGAAGAAUGAUAUGCCUGAAGAUUUGAAGGAUGUAUGAGAGUGGAGACUCUGAAUAAGCAGAGGAGGAGAACAAGCGAUUGACGGGUUUGCGUGGACGACAAAAGGAUGAAAGCAUACAGUAGGCAGAAGGGACGGGGUCACACAUCUAGCCCAGAAUGAACGUAAUAAAAUUACAAAAAAAAAACAAUAAUAACAAUUUUGACAAACAAAAAACAGUGGUUGUAUCUUUAAAAGAAAACUCAUAUAUCACCAACUCACCAAAUAUAAUACAUUGAUCGAAUCGCGCUGGACUCUGAUUCAUAAAAAAAUCAGUAAAAGCCAUUUAUCCAAUUAAUAUAGUAUAAAUCAGCUCAGGCGCGUCUCGCCGUCUUAGGGAUUGUCGGAACAGAAUCAGAAGAGAUGCAACUGGGUUCGACUUUCAUGCACAAUCCCACAUAGCAUGAAUGCAUUCACAAAAUUAAUCAAUUUUACAUUCAGUAUCUAUGAUUCAGGGUUAAAUUAUAGUGUAUGAUGAUCGAUACCUUUAUGUAUGAAAAUUAAGAAUGUCAAAUAAUUCUUUAAUGCUUAUUGAAUCUAUGACUACACAGAUUAUUACGAAUAGAUGGAUAGAUAGGUGAAUAAAUAAAUAUAAGAAAAGAGUGAGAGAUGAAUAAAAAAAAUUUGUCAUCGAGUCGAUUAUUGCUAUUGCUACUCAGCUGUAGAUUAUCGAAUGUUAGAAGCUUAUCAUUAUUUAAAUUAUUCAAUAAUUCUAAUCGGUGAAAGGAUUUGGCGACCUGGAAAUUUGCUCCUUAACGUUAACAUUUCACUCGGCAUGCGUCUCGAAGUUUGAAAGUACUGUAAGUUUAAGCUGGUAGUGAAAUUUCAAUCAUUGCCUGAAAAAAUUAAUACGCACGACGAAUUCCGCUCCUGGCGAUACACAUCCUGAAUCACGUAGGAGUGAUAAUAAACCCGAACGUAUGCAGAGCUAACGAAAUAAUGAAAAAAAAAAAAAUAAACGAUCGAUUUAUCGGAAGUGCCAAAACAUAAGACAGUAUUAAAAAGUGAGAUGAUCGGUUAAAAGAGGAAUCAGGAGCUGAAUACGUCGUCUUCUGACUUUGCUGUCACACAAUUAAUUGUUAAUGAUGACUCGCAUUUUAAUAAUUAUGAUAUCUGUCGUGUUUUUCAACUGUUAAUAAAUCGUUCAAACAUUA
Messenger RNA from Athalia rosae (coleseed sawfly), 1600 nucleotides. Its product is annotated as zinc finger protein 706-like. Lineage: Eukaryota; Metazoa; Arthropoda; Insecta; Hymenoptera; Athaliidae. The record is from RefSeq and is a predicted model, not a curated record. The transcript has 3 exons. The coding region runs from base 214 to 447 and encodes 77 amino acids.